UUAAGCUCGACUCGAGUAAUUGGCAGUCUCCGCCGGCGACUGAGAGCAGACCGGAACCUACUGAAAUGGCCGCUGUCAGGCUGCUAAUGGCGAGGGCAGCGUCGCUGGGUAACCUCUACCUCCACCGCCGCCUCCACGAUCCUUCGCCGAAGUUCCACUUCCUCAAGAGUCUGCACUCUCUCAUUUCCCCCGAGUUCAACUCUCAGUCUCCUCUCCCGGGCAACUCCCGGAGCUUCGCUUCUUCUCCGGACUACACCGUCGAUGAAGCUGCUGCUGCUGCCUCUCCCGUCAGUCUCGAUAGCCGCGUGCCUGCCACUGUUAUCACCGGCUUUCUCGGCUCCGGAAAGACUACUCUGUUGAAUCACAUCCUGACUUCUCAGCACGGGAAGAGGAUAGCUGUCAUAGAAAAUGAGUUUGGUGAGGUCGAUAUCGAUGGUUCAUUGGUUGCAAGUCACUCUAAGGCGUCUGAAGAAAUCAUCAUGGUCAAUAAUGGGUGCCUAUGCUGCACUGUUAGAGGAGACCUCGUUAAGAUGUUGCUGGAGUUGGUUAAGAAGAAGCGUGACAAGGUCGAUCAUAUCGUGAUUGAAACCACAGGCCUUGCUAAGCCAGGUCCUGUUAUCGAAACAUUUUGUAGCGAUGAGCUGGUUUCAAGGUCUGUCAAACUGGACGGGGUUGUUACCUUGGUUGAUUCCAAACAUGCUAUGCAGCACCUGAACGAAGUCAAACCAAGAUUUGUGGUGAAUGAGGCAGUUGAGCAGAUUGCCUACGCUGAUCGUAUCAUAAUAAACAAGAUUGAUUUGGUGAGUGAAGCUGAGCUGGAGAUAUUGACCAAAAGAAUCAAGCACAUCAAUGGGAUGGCACUGAUUAAACAAGCCAAGUAUGGUUCUGUUGACAUGGAUUUUGUUUUGGGAGUUGGUGGUUAUGAUCUGGACAGAAUUGAUUCUGAAGUUGAAGGAGAUAAUUCAUCUUGUGCUACCCAUCAGCAUAGCCCUGGCCAUGAACACAAAGGGCACCACCAUGAUCAUGUGCAUGAUUCUGCUGUCUCUAGUGUCAGCAUUGUCUCUGAAGGGAUGCUCGAUCUCGAUGAGGUUGAUGAUUGGCUUGAAAGAGUGAUCGACGAGAAAGGGGAGGACUUAUACAGAAUGAAAGGCGUCUUGUCGGUGACGGGUUACGAGCAACGUUAUGUUUUUCAGGGCGUGCACUCCAUUCUCGACAGAUGUCCUGGAAAAGCAUGGGGACCUGAUGAGAAGAGGAUAAAUAAGCUUGUAUUCAUAGGGAAGAACUUGGAUGAAACUGCAUUGAAGAAAGGAUUCAAGGGCUGUUUAGUAUAAUUUGGAGGUGUCGUGGCCUGCCAGUGCCAGUGUCUGAAGGAAUGGAUUUGAUGACUUGCAAGCCAGAGUAGUUGACUGGUUUAUGCACGAACCUUUCGAGAUUGAAUGUAAUAAUAGGUCUAUGGUUUAUACAGAAGCUACGAAUUUUGUGCACCUACUGUCAGGUCAGAAAAUCGCCCCAUUUGCUGCUUUAAAGACCUCGAAACAAAUUUGUACAACUGUAUGUAACAGCCACUGCGUACACAACUUCUAACAUUUGGUUUUUUCCAACUAAUCUCCUUUUUUUUAUG
This is a messenger RNA of Punica granatum (pomegranate), 1621 nucleotides long. The record is from RefSeq and is a predicted model, not a curated record. Lineage: Eukaryota; Viridiplantae; Streptophyta; Magnoliopsida; Myrtales; Lythraceae.